GCGCGUCGCGGAAAGUGGUGUCUGUGACCCAGCGGAAGUGAUUCUUCUAUCUGCCCCGGAACCCGCUGCGGCAGGCUUCUGGGGUGGGGGGGGCGGCCCUGGAGUAGGGGCUGUGGCGGUGCACGGGGACCCGGUGCGGUGACGGCAGUGUCUGCGGAGCUGACGAGAAACCAUUUAGUCCCUGUGGAAGUGGAGUAGGAUUUCUCCAAUAUAUAAUGGAUGGAGAAGAGAAGACCUAUGGUGGCUGUGAAGGCCCCGACGCCAUGUAUGUCAAACUGAUAUCGUCGGAUGGCCAUGAAUUUAUCGUGAAAAGAGAACAUGCGUUAACAUCGGGAACGAUAAAAGCCAUGUUAAGUGGCCCGGGUCAGUUUGCUGAAAAUGAAACCAAUGAAGUCAAUUUUAGAGAGAUCCCUUCACAUGUGCUAUCAAAAGUAUGCAUGUAUUUUACCUACAAGGUUCGCUACACUAACAGUUCUACCGAGAUUCCUGAAUUCCCAAUUGCACCGGAAAUUGCACUGGAACUGCUGAUGGCUGCGAACUUCCUAGAUUGUUAAAUAAAAUAAAUUAUAAUGAUAAAAAAUAAA
Messenger RNA from Erinaceus europaeus (western European hedgehog), 584 nucleotides. Its product is annotated as elongin-C. The transcript has a single exon. The coding region runs from base 216 to 554 and encodes 112 amino acids. NCBI's taxonomy places the organism in Eukaryota, Metazoa, Chordata, Mammalia, Eulipotyphla, Erinaceidae. The record is from RefSeq and is a predicted model, not a curated record. Gene Ontology annotation, cellular component: elongin complex. Gene Ontology annotation, biological process: ubiquitin-dependent protein catabolic process. Gene Ontology annotation, molecular function: protein-macromolecule adaptor activity.